UUCAGGAGUCAGAAAAAAAGCAUAGUUCAGGAGAAUUGCUGUUCGCCAGGCGUCGCAAACGGGCUGGGCACUAGAGGAAAUGUACGGAGACUUGGGCAUCAAAUUGGUGCAACACGCCAAAAGAACUCAGAAUCUCGCACAUCUGCCCCCCUAUCAGACUGAGCUCGUGCGUGCGGUGACCAGAGAAGUCAGAGACCUAAACAAGGAUGUCGACGAUCUUCUAGAGCCCUUUCAGGGCUCAUUCGAUCCCUCAGAGGACCAGGCAAUCGCAUACACACUGCUCGUGAACCACAUAUCGAUGCGCAGGAACAAGCGAUGCCUCCUGGCAUACCACAGGACCCGCACCGACAAGCUCGAAGAACUCGUGUGGAAUGGCGUCGAUGUCGUCGACCUGUCGGGUCAGCAGGUGCGAGAUGCCGGAGCGUCCAGAGGCAGUACCGGGGUGGCGAGCGGCGAUGGAUCUACGAGCAGUCUCAGCCCGCAGGAAGAGGACUACGUGCGGCAAUACGGAGAUUUACUGGCGGCGUAUAAGGGGCAGUGGACGGACAUUGAUCUGACGGGCAGCCUGGAGCCGCCGAGGGAUCUCUUCAUCGACGUCCGUGUUCUGAAAGACGCGGGUGAGAUUCAGACGGAAUAUGGGGCAAUCACCUUGACAAAGAACAGUCAAUUCUACGUUCGACAAGGGGACGUGGAGAGGCUGAUUGCACAAGGGUAUCUGCAAAAGCUGAGUUGAGCCUCAUCCGCAACCAUAUUGCGUGUUGCAUUGGGCAGCCCCCUUCUAAGGGCGGCGUCAAAGUACGCCACAGCAACGCAUCUAUAAGGAGUGGCUGCUUGAUCACUCGAAUGGUGUCUCUAAACGACGAUGAUGGCCGAUGAGGCUAAACGCCUGUUCAGGCUGUGAUCGGGUAUGGUGAACAAGUGCAGUUACAGCAUGAUGUGGCAUUGAAAGGCCUGUCACCAGCAUGAUGAAUAUACGCUCAGCCGUUCCUAAGGCGGUUGGCGGGCCAGGCGAGGUGUUGU
Molecule: messenger RNA, 1020 nt
Organism: Trichoderma reesei QM6a
Lineage: Eukaryota; Fungi; Ascomycota; Sordariomycetes; Hypocreales; Hypocreaceae
Exons: 3
Coding region: 80-733 (217 amino acids)
Biological process (GO): DNA strand elongation involved in mitotic DNA replication; DNA replication
Cellular component (GO): GINS complex
Source: RefSeq, a predicted model, not a curated record